GAGGGAUAAAUUUGUGGAUGGAUGGAUGGAUGGAUGGAUGGAUUUGUGGAUUGAUUUGUGGAUGUGUGGGAGGAUGAAUGAAUGGGUUGAUGGAUGGGGCAGGAACAUGUAAUUGCAAAAGUAUAAGGCAAAAAUAUGUUGGAUAUAUGGAUGAAUGGAUGAUGGCCAGACUUCACCUUCAGUGCCCUGAAGAGUUUUUUUUUUUUUUUUUUCUUUCAAAUCAUACUUCUGUCAGAGUGUUUGUGUUUACUUAUAGGGAAGUAUAACUCUACAAACACACACACACACACACACACACACACACACACACACACACAAUAUCUAUCCAGUAUUUAGUGUGAGAACAGGUAGUGGGAGUCGAGGUUGAAGCAGGCAGUCAUGAGAACCGUCACCUCCAUCAGUUUCUCAGUGCUUGGUCUUUCAGCGCUGUGGCUGAUGGAGAACUCACUGGCUCUUACCGUCACUGGAUCUGUGGGAAGCAACAUCUCAGUCACCUGCAGAUAUCCUGAAACGUACGAGAAUAACAGCAAGUUCUUCUGCCAGAUGAGCGAUUCGUUUGCUCAGAGAGAUCCUCAAAGUGUUCAGACGACCCGGAGAGAGACGAGGUCUGAACGAGGGAGAAUGACUCUUCUGGAUGACACCAGCUCUCAUGUUCUCACAGCUCUCGUCUCUAGACUGGCUCCAGAAGACUCUGGAAAGUACUGGUGUGGUGUAGAUAUCAGUCUGCUGCCUGACUUCACCUCCGAGAUCUGGUUAACAGUCACCAAAGGUGAGAAACACCAGAGCUGAAGACUCACUGUCCUACUGAAUAUCCUUAAUAUAUGAGCAGUUGAAGUGAUGUGACUGUCCUCAAAGGCUCUGUGUUUGUUAUUUAUAUUCUCUUCAUUUGUCAUUUUGUCCAUAAACAUACAUUUAUCUGU
Messenger RNA from Megalobrama amblycephala (Wuchang bream), 920 nucleotides. RefSeq names its product CMRF35-like molecule 6. The record is from RefSeq and is a predicted model, not a curated record. NCBI's taxonomy places the organism in Eukaryota, Metazoa, Chordata, Actinopteri, Cypriniformes, Xenocyprididae. The coding region runs from base 379 to 789 and encodes 136 amino acids. The transcript has 2 exons.